UCUCUCUCUCUCUCUCUCUCUCUCUCUCUCUCUCUCUCUCUCUCUCUCUCUCUCUCUCUCUCUCGGAAUGGGGGGGUGGGGUGGCGAAUGACUAGUUAGAAGUGCUUGUGGCAAGUCUCCGCCCUAAGAUUCCCCCUGCAAGGGGAAGAUGCCAAGGUAGAGACACCUUGUUCUCAGCAUCUGAACUUGGAAGGGGCUGCAGCUGCCAGCUGAGGCCACCCUUUCCCCAGCCAGAGCACGGGCCGGCCGCUCUCCAUGGUACUGCGGAGAGCUCAGCUCCGCCCUUCUCUUUCAGAAGGACAGCACCCGGCGUCACGUAACCCAGCCUUCUCGGGCUUCACCACCGCCUCUUCCUUCCCUUUUUCCCUCUCCUCCUCCUGCUCCCCCUGCUGCUCCUCUCUGUUCCAUGUUCUUCCCUUCCUCACUCUUGGAGAUAGACGCUCAAGCCUGACGCCUCGGAAAAAGGCAGCAGCAGUCGCCUUAUCCUUAGACCUCAGGAAAUUCGCUUUUACCGAUGCAUGCUUCAGGUUCUGGCUCGAGCUAAGGGGAAUAACCAGGCAGAUUUCUGAGUUCUUAUAAACGUCAAAAUAAAAUCAAAAUGCAUCACCAACAUACAACCAACUGACAUGCUGGAGUCUUAGGGUGGCCUUGCAGAGACAGAAAAAAGAAGAGUUUGAGGGAUUGAUUUCACCAUCUAACAGCUUCUGGCUACUUCACAGCAGGGUUUGAGACCUACCUACAGGGCUCCUAAACAUAAAGCGAAUCAGCCUGGGAGGGCAUGCACAGGAAAUUUGGCCUUGGCUUUAGUGGUGCUGGAAGCCCAUGAUAUGACAGAAGUAGGCCUCUGAAGCUAUUCUGGUGUCUCACUCUGUCCUUUCUCCUUCUGUGCUUGGAGCCAACAUCUGGAGGGGCCUCGAGGCCUGCCAAGCAGCCAAAGAUCCUGGCUCAGUGUUGACUUCGUGUUCCUCUCCGAGAAAAGUGUGUUUCUUCCGAUUCUGCUCUCCUACUGCUGGCACCGCGCCGGUGGUACUUUGAAGGUUUUGGUCCUGGGAUAGUUGAAGUACCUGUUGGUGCCACAGAUGCCCUCACUUAAACAUCAUCGGAUGCAAAUGGAUCAGUGAUCGCUCUUGAGCCUCGGUGGCCCUCUUUUUCAGAACGUUGCCUCCAAAGUGUAUCCCCCCUUUGGCCUGGAAGUUCUGCAGCUAUCCCAUAGGACUGGGGUCUCCGCUUUCCAGUUGGAAGGAGACUACUGGGAGAGAGGAAGGGGCUGCUGGAAGAGAAGAAGAAGGAAAAAAGAGCUGAAGGAGGGUGCGCCCCUCCCACUGCCGCCUCCCCCCUCCCUCCCACUCCUCUGCGGACCCCCAUUUCUCUGUGAAGGUGUCCAGGACCGCUUCGACCCUGUCGCCCCCGGCUCCCCCCCGCCGCACCCCAGCCCCGAGCAUGGGGACGGCGCUGGUCCAGCGCGGGGGCUGCUGUCUCCUCUGCCUGUCGCUGCUGCUGCUGGGCUGCUGGGCAGAGCUGGGCAGCGGGCUGGAGUUCCCGGGCGCCGAGGGCCAGUGGACGCGCUUCCCCAAGUGGAACGCGUGCUGCGAGAGCGAGAUGAGCUUCCAGCUGAAGACGCGCAGUGCCCGCGGCCUCGUGCUCUACUUCGACGACGAGGGCUUCUGCGACUUCCUCGAGCUCAUCCUGACGCGCGGCGGCCGCCUGCAGCUCAGCUUCUCCAUCUUCUGCGCCGAGCCCGCCACGCUGUUGGCCGACACGCCGGUCAACGACGGCGCCUGGCACAGCGUGCGCAUCCGCCGCCAGUUCCGCAACACCACGCUCUACAUCGACCGCGCCGAGGCCAAGUGGGUGGAGGUCAAGUCCAAGCGCAGGGACAUGACGGUGUUCAGCGGGCUCUUCGUGGGCGGCCUGCCACCCGAACUGCGCGCCGCGGCCCUCAAGCUCACGCUGGCCUCGGUGCGCGAGCGCGAGCCCUUCAAGGGCUGGAUCCGUGACGUCCGGGUCAACUCGUCACAGGCCCUGCCGGUGGACGGCGGCGAGGUCAAGCUGGACGACGAGCCUCCCAACAGCGGUGGCGGGAGCCCAUGCGAGGCGGGCGAAGAAGGCGAGGGCGGCGUGUGCCUCAACGGGGGCGUGUGCUCCGUGGUCGACGACCAGGCCGUAUGCGACUGCUCGAGGACCGGCUUCCGUGGCAAGGACUGCAGCCAAGAAGACAACAAUGUGGAAGGUCUGGCACACCUGAUGAUGGGCGACCAAGGUAAAAGUAAAGGAAAAGAAGAGUAUAUUGCCACGUUCAAGGGAUCUGAAUACUUCUGCUACGACUUAUCUCAAAACCCCAUUCAAAGCAGCAGUGAUGAAAUAACUCUGUCCUUUAAAACUCUUCAAAGGAACGGACUGAUGCUUCACACAGGGAAAUCAGCUGAUUAUGUCAAUCUUGCAUUGAAAAAUGGAGCUGUCUCUCUGGUCAUUAAUUUGGGAUCAGGGGCCUUUGAAGCACUAGUGGAGCCUGUGAAUGGAAAGUUUAAUGAUAAUGCCUGGCAUGAUGUGAAAGUCACCAGGAAUCUGCGUCAGCACUCAGGCAUUGGACACGCUAUGGUGACAAUAUCAGUGGAUGGAAUUCUUACCACAACGGGCUACACGCAAGAAGAUUACACCAUGCUGGGGUCUGAUGACUUUUUCUAUGUUGGAGGCAGCCCCAGCACAGCCGACCUUCCAGGGUCACCAGUCAGUAACAACUUUAUGGGCUGUCUCAAAGAGGUUGUAUAUAAAAAUAAUGAUGUAAGGCUGGAAUUAUCGCGACUUGCCAAGCAAGGAGAUCCUAAGAUGAAGAUUCACGGUGUGGUGGCUUUUAAGUGUGAAAAUGUGGCAACCUUAGACCCAAUAACUUUUGAGACCCCGGAAUCUUUCAUUUCUUUGCCUAAGUGGAAUGCAAAGAAAACAGGCUCAAUAUCAUUUGAUUUCCGUACAACGGAGCCAAAUGGCCUCAUCCUGUUUAGCCAUGGCAAGCCAAGACAUCAGAAGGAUGCCAAGCACCCACAGAUGAUUAAGGUUGACUUUUUUGCUAUUGAGAUGCUGGAUGGCCACUUGUACCUCCUCUUAGACAUGGGAUCAGGUACUAUAAAAAUCAAAGCCCUGCAGAAGAAAGUCAAUGAUGGAGAAUGGUAUCACGUGGAUUUCCAACGGGAUGGACGGUCAGGUACCAUUUCUGUCAACACACUACGCACUCCCUACACAGCUCCCGGUGAGAGUGAGAUCCUGGACCUAGAUGAUGAGUUGUACCUGGGUGGCUUGCCAGAAAAUAAGGCUGGCCUAGUCUUCCCUACCGAGGUGUGGACUGCUCUGCUCAACUACGGCUACGUGGGCUGCAUCCGGGACCUAUUUAUUGAUGGCCAGAGCAAAGACAUCCGGCAGAUGGCGGAAAUUCAGAGCACUGCUGGAGUGAAGCCAUCCUGCUCAAAAGAGACAGCAAAACCGUGCCUUAGCAAUCCUUGCAAAAACAAUGGCAUGUGCAGAGAUGGCUGGAACAGAUACGUCUGCGAUUGCUCCGGAACAGGCUAUCUCGGCAGGUCCUGUGAGAGAGAGGCAACGGUUUUGAGCUACGACGGGAGCAUGUUCAUGAAAAUCCAGCUUCCGGUGGUGAUGCACACUGAGGCUGAGGACGUGUCCUUGCGGUUCCGAUCCCAGCGUGCAUAUGGUAUCCUGAUGGCGACCACUUCUAGAGACUCUGCAGACACCCUUCGAUUGGAGCUAGAUGCAGGACGUGUGAAACUCACGGUCAAUCUAGAUUGUAUCAGGAUUAACUGUAAUUCCAGCAAAGGUCCUGAGACCCUUUUUGCUGGCUAUAACCUCAAUGAUAAUGAAUGGCACACAGUGCGUGUGGUUCGGCGAGGAAAAAGUUUAAAGCUAACCGUGGAUGAUCAACAAGCCAUGACAGGCCAAAUGGCAGGUGAUCAUACAAGGCUGGAGUUUCAUAACAUAGAGACAGGCAUCAUCACCGAACGACGCUACCUUUCUUCUGUCCCCUCCAAUUUCAUUGGGCACCUGCAAAGCCUGACAUUUAAUGGAAUGGCAUACAUAGACUUGUGCAAAAAUGGUGAUAUAGAUUACUGUGAACUCAAUGCCAGGUUUGGAUUCAGGAACAUCAUCGCAGAUCCUGUCACCUUCAAGACCAAAUCGAGCUAUGUUGCCUUAGCUACAUUGCAAGCCUACACCUCUAUGCAUCUAUUUUUCCAAUUCAAGACAACAUCUCUAGAUGGACUAAUUCUGUAUAACAGUGGGGAUGGAAAUGACUUUAUUGUGGUUGAAUUAGUUAAAGGGUACUUACAUUAUGUGUUUGACUUGGGAAACGGUGCUAACCUCAUCAAAGGGAGCUCAAACAAACCACUCAACGACAAUCAGUGGCACAAUGUGAUGAUUUCACGGGACACCAGCAAUCUCCACACAGUAAAGAUCGACACAAAAAUCACAACACAAAUCACUGCGGGAGCCAGAAAUCUAGACCUCAAGAGUGACUUGUAUAUUGGAGGAGUGGCUAAAGAAACAUAUAAAUCCCUGCCAAAACUGGUCCAUGCCAAAGAAGGCUUUCAAGGUUGCCUGGCAUCUGUGGACUUGAAUGGCAGACUUCCAGAUCUCAUCUCGGAUGCUCUCUUCUGCAAUGGGCAAAUUGAGAGAGGAUGCGAAGUUGCAUUGAUGAAAGCUGACUUGCAAGGGCCCAGCACAACCUGCCAAGAGGAUUCAUGUUCAAAUCAAGGCGUUUGCUUGCAGCAAUGGGAUGGCUUCAGCUGUGACUGUAGCAUGACUUCCUUCAGUGGCCCACUCUGCAAUGACCCUGGGACAACAUAUAUCUUUAGCAAAGGUGGUGGACAGAUUACAUAUAAGUGGCCUCCCAAUGACCGCCCCAGUACACGAGCAGACAGGCUGGCCAUCGGAUUUAGCACUGUCCAGAAGGAAGCCGUGUUGGUGCGUGUGGACAGUUCCUCAGGACUGGGUGACUACCUGGAGCUGCACAUACACCAAGGAAAAAUUGGAGUUAAGUUUAAUGUUGGGACAGAUGACAUCGCCAUCGAAGAGUCUAAUGCAAUCAUUAAUGAUGGGAAAUACCAUGUAGUACGUUUCACAAGGAGUGGUGGCAAUGCCACGUUACAGGUGGACAGCUGGCCAGUUAUCGAACGCUACCCUGCAGGAAACAAUGAUAACGAGCGCCUGGCGAUUGCUAGACAGCGAAUUCCAUAUCGACUUGGUCGAGUAGUUGAUGAAUGGCUACUCGACAAAGGGCGUCAGCUCACAAUCUUCAAUAGCCAAGCAACCAUAAUAAUUGGCGGGAAAGAGCAGGGCCAGCCCUUCCAGGGCCAGCUCUCUGGUCUUUACUACAAUGGCUUGAAAGUUCUGAAUAUGGCAGCAGAGAACGAUGCCAACAUCGCCAUAGUGGGGAAUGUGAGGCUGGUCGGUGAAGUGCCUUCCUCUAUGACAACUGAGUCGACAGCCACUGCCAUGCAGUCUGAGAUGUCCACCUCAAUCAUGGAGACCACCACAACCCUGGCUACCAGCACAGCUAGAAGAGGCAAGCCCCCCACAAAGGAACCCAUCAGCCAGACCACAGAUGACAUCCUUGUGGCCUCGGCAGAGUGUCCCAGUGACGAUGAGGACAUUGACCCCUGUGAGCCGAGCUCAGGUGGGUUAGCCAACCCCACCAGAGUAGGUGGCCGUGAACCAUACCCAGGCUCUGCAGAGGUGAUUCGGGAGUCCAGCAGUACCACUGGCAUGGUGGUGGGGAUUGUCGCAGCAGCCGCUCUGUGCAUCCUCAUCCUCCUCUAUGCCAUGUACAAGUACAGGAACCGGGAUGAAGGGUCGUACCACGUGGAUGAGAGUCGAAACUACAUCAGUAACUCAGCACAGUCCAAUGGGGCUGUGGUCAAGGAGAAGCAACCCAGCAGUGCUAAAAGCGCCAACAAAAACAAGAAAAACAAGGAUAAGGAGUAUUACGUCUGAUAUCAAGAUUUGAAACGGACACUUGUAUAGAAAUAGUCUUCAUUUUAUCUGAGACAUAAUAUAAACUUUUACUUUCCUUUUUAUGAAGCACAUACAAAAGAAGACAGGGAAUGCGAUCAGGAGGGAAAACUCUUUUUAAAAAAAAAAACAAACAAGUAUCUCAUGCUCUUGUUUCUCAAAAGAAAAAAAAAACAUACACAAAAAAAAAAAAGAAAGAAAGAGAGAAGAAAGGAAGGAAAAAAUACUAAAACAAAAACAGGGGCCAAUAAAAUUCCCUAACAUCCGCAGUGUUUUCAUUUACUCUGCUUGUCUUUAUGUUGCUGGGACGUUCUAAAAGACGGUGAGGACCGCACGCAUUCAUAAAGCAAAGGAGUAUUACAUCGAGGCACAACACAAAACCAACACAAAACACAACACACACAAAGAAGCUACCUAUGAUCCUGGAUUCAGCCAAAGUGCUAGCGCUUUCCUGAGGAGCCAGUCAGUGGGCGUGCCAGAGAAGAAGUCUUCUUAUGGGACCAUCUGCAGAUUAUGAGGAGUUGGUCAGCUGGCACAACUGGAGCAGGGGUUGGAACUUGCAUUUGAGACAAAGUGCUGGCUUUUUUUUUCUUUUUUUCUUUUCUUUUCUUUUUCUUUUUUUUGAAGACUAAUGCAGGAAAGCGUUUUUAAAAAGCCCCUUUCUGUUUGUGAGAGAGUAACAAUUAAAAAAAAUAUUAUGGAGGCCUUAUUUUUCAAAAUGUGAAAUAUAAGGCACAUGUUCACACUAAAAUUACAAAACAAAAAUGAGAGGGCAUAGAUGCAAUCAUUGGGAAAUUUUCAUGCACGCUUACUAUGUUAUUACAUAUGUUUAUAUAAACCCAUCUCUGUGUGCUUUCUGGACUGUGAUAAGUGACGUUUUAUAGCCUGUUGUAUAGAAAAUGCAAAAUAUAUCUCUGCUCUUCAGCCAUUUUUGGUAAAUUCAAUGUUAUAAGUGUUGCUAAGUAUAGGGAGUUUUAUGACAUCGGAGCAACAAUUAUUUCAGACAGAUUUUUUUGCCGACAUUAUAAAUUGCCACAAUUACUUACUUUUUUAAACUAAAAUUACAGUGUAGUGUUUAUUCUAAGAAAGAUAUGUAUGAAUGUAUAUAAAAAGACUCAGCUACUUCUUUUCUUACAUAUAUAGCCUUCAUUCUGUUGCAUUAUUAAGUUUUAGUAAUUGUAUGAAAGGUGUGAAUUAGAAGGUGAAAUAUAUACCUAAGUAUCAGAUAAAACUUUCUCUUUCCCAAAUACUCAUAUGUCUAUAUGUGUUUAACAUUCACACACAUACACACACACACACACACACACACACACACACACAAAUACACAUACACAGGCAGCCAUCAGAUAUGAUGGAAUACCAAAACACACAAAUACUGACAAAUUGAAAAUGUGAAGUUAGACAGUUGUGCCAAGGUAUUAUAACAAAUCGGUGAUUUGCUUCAUUGAGAUUCUGAUUCCAGGAGACCUUGAAUUCUUAGUCCCUAGUAAAAUGGAACGUUUAUUUUAAACGAAAGAGAUCCAUCACCAUACAUGGCUGCAUAAAUAUGCAUCACUCAACAGGCAUUACAUAAAUAAUGUUGGUUUACUCUGGCUGCUGCAAUGGAAAACAUUUUUCCCAUAAAUUUAUAGAUAUUCUCUGAACAUGGUGUGUGUGAUCAAGCUUUAUGGAAAGUAAGCAUUUUCUCAACUAAAAAAGUAUUCUCAGUAAUUUUUGAUUCUGUAUUACUACCCACUAAAAUCAUUCUCUAUUUGUUGACUAUUGACUUAAUUUUAACUUUUCUGGUUUUACAUCUAUAUACUUAAACAUAGUUUUAGUUUAACACACACUGUGUAGUAGUGAAGUAUAGGUUACUCACUUGUUUUGCAUAAUGUUUGAAUGAUGUUCAUAGCAAUAAAUUAUCAAGGUGAGAAAAUAAUUUUUAGGUUGCAGGGUGAUGCCUCUGUAAAAAUUGAUCACAUGACAUAAACAUCUAAAAGAAUAAUUCUUGGUUUCAUAAAAGAGAAAGAUAUCACUAAUCUGCUUUAAUCAACAAGGCAAAAAAAUGCAAAACAUCUUUUGUGAUAAUUUAGUUGAUGAAAAACAUGCCGAGAUGUGGCCUGGAUUUCAGACACAACACUACCUUAGAAAUACAUAGAUAUCAUAGCAAAUCACUAUGAGGUACAGCUGCCAAGAAAUUGUGUAAUAAGUCUUAAAGGCUUUUCAUCACCCAAAAAAUAGAUGGCACGAAGUUAAAAUUCAGUACCCAUUUCUUCUCUUUCAAGUCUUCAUAUAUAUUUAAUUUGCCAGGUUAAAAGAUCUUACAAGUCUUUUUACCUACCCCUCUCAUUCAGUCUUACUCAGGAAAAGCCAGAGAAAUAAAAAGGAACAUAAAACCACCAAUUUACAUAUCUAUAUUGAUAUAGAUAGAAAUAUAUAUUCCAUUGUAUCUAUUUAACAUAAACUAGUUUCAUCUGAACAGAUUAUAAAAGAUGGUGGAAAACUAAAUUGAAUUGUUACUUUUUAAAUGGUAUAUCUGGGAGGCUUGUUGUUUAAAAUUGAUUUCAGUGUUUCUUCCCAGCAAGAAAUUUAAAAUCUCAUUCAUUGAUAAAAACUGAUAAUGCUGGUAAAAAAUAUGUAUCUAAUUUUACUGACCUACACAAAACUUAGCAGGAUUCCCCCCCCAACCCCCCCCCCCCCGAAUGUAGAAGGCAAAGAGAGGAUGCUGAUGUUUUGAAGGAAAAAGACUUGAAUCCAACCCAAGUAUCUUUAUACUAAACAUAUCAGGUUCCGUGUGUCACUUGCAGCUCACAGAAGUUUUCACACUACCUGGCAUAAACUGACUACAUCGAUUGUAACAUUUUUGUUUGAGUAUGCUUCUUUUUUUAUCCAUGUAAUGUGUUGCCUUUAAAAACAAAAAUGAUGACUAAAAUAAUGUGUGAGGUGGUUCAUCCCUAAGAAGUCAACGGAAGGUCACUUCAAUCGUACCCUUCUAGUGCUUCUAAUGACUGAAUAUCUAAGGGGUUUGUUUUGUUUUGUUUUUCUGUUGCAAGGCCAAUUUAUCCAUUAUUGGAAAUGCUAAACAAGUGGAAUUUACUGUUUUGUUAAUAAAAUAUUUCUUAAUACAA
Messenger RNA from Mus musculus (house mouse), 9116 nucleotides. It is a transcript of the gene Nrxn1, whose product is annotated as neurexin I. Gene Ontology annotation, biological process: postsynaptic density protein 95 clustering; adult behavior; learning. The record is from RefSeq and is a predicted model, not a curated record. Lineage: Eukaryota; Metazoa; Chordata; Mammalia; Rodentia; Muridae. Gene Ontology annotation, cellular component: presynaptic membrane; synapse; glutamatergic synapse. Gene Ontology annotation, molecular function: neuroligin family protein binding; calcium channel regulator activity; cell adhesion molecule binding. The transcript is spliced from 24 exons. Bases 1441 to 5991 code for a protein of 1516 amino acids.